Molecule: messenger RNA, 2630 nt
Organism: Cajanus cajan (pigeon pea)
Lineage: Eukaryota; Viridiplantae; Streptophyta; Magnoliopsida; Fabales; Fabaceae
Product: leucine-rich repeat receptor-like protein kinase PXC1
Biological process (GO): protein phosphorylation
Molecular function (GO): protein binding; ATP binding; protein kinase activity
Source: RefSeq, a predicted model, not a curated record
GAAGCACAAGAUCAUAUUUCUCAUCUUUUGCCCUUUUGCAGAAUGGACCAAGAAAAAAGAAAAAGCAAGUAAAGGGAAGGUUGCUCAUGGUCAUGGAUCUUUUUCUUUAGAAGAAUGGACAAGAGCAAUCAUUCACACAACCAUUUCCCUACCUUUAAUCAUCAUAUAUACUCCCUCUGUCCUAAUCACCCCAACAUAUAAUAAUCAAUAACAUUAACACACUCUCUAUAAUCAUAAUCAUGUCACAUGAAAAUCCAUCCCACCCUAUCAAUAUCAACAUCCUAAACUCGAAUCACUUCCACUCACUCUAGUUUUCAAACACACACCAACGUUGUCUGUCUCCACUUCACUUCCCGCCCUAGGACAAACAAACAUGAAGGAGGUUCCUCACCAUGCAUUCUUCACGAUGUUGUUUUUGUUUCUCUUACCAUUCCUCACGUGGAGCCUCCACCACAACGACACUCACGCGCUCACCCUCUUCCGCCGCGGGAGCGACCUCCACGGCCACCUCCUCAGCAACUGGACCGGCGGCGACGCCUGCUCCGGCGCGUGGCGGGGCGUGCGGUGCUCCCCGAACGGGCGCGUGACGGCCCUCUCCCUCCCCUCCCUGAACCUCCGCGGCCCCCUCGACGCUCUCGCCGCCCUCACCCACCUCCGCCUCCUCGACCUCCACGACAACCGCCUCAACGCCACCGUCUCGCCCCUCCUCGCCAACUGCACGAACCUCCGCCUCCUCUACCUCGGCGCCAACGACCUCUCCGGCGAGAUCCCGCCGCAGAUCUCCUCCCUCGGGUCCCUCCUCCGCCUCGACCUCUCCGACAACAACAUCCGCGGCAACGUGGAUUCCCUCGCCAACUUAACGCACCUCAUAACGCUGAGACUCCAAAACAACCUUCUCUCGGGACAAAUCCCCGACCUCUCUUCCUCCAUGAAAAGCCUCACGCAACUCAACAUGACAAACAACGAGUUCUACGGUCGUUUACCAAACCCCAUGCUAAAGAAAUUCGGCUAUGCAACCUUCUCCGGUAACGAGGGUUUAUGCGGUGCUACACCCUUUCCUGUUUGUUCCUUCACCCCAAACCCUAGUGAUAGUAAUAAUGAUAAUGAUAAUGAUAAUGAACCGGAUGAAACGGUUCCCUCAAACCCUAGUUCUUUUCCGGAAACAAGCGUGAUUGCUCGACCGGGGAAAGAGGGUCCACGUAAGGGGUUGGGUCCUGGUGCAAUUGUGGCGAUCGUGGUGGCGAACUGUGUGGCGCUGUUGGUGGUGACUUCUUUCGUGGUGGCGCAUUGCUGUGCGAGGGGGAGAGGGUCGAGUUUGGUGGGGAGUGGGGAGAGUUAUGGGAAGAGGAAGAGUGGGAGCAGCUACGGUGGUGGGAGUGAGAAGAAGGUUUACGCGAGUGGUGAGAGUGAUGGGACUAGUGGGACUGAUAGGAGUAGGCUUGUGUUUUUUGAUCGGAGGAGUGAGUUUGAGUUGGAGGAUCUGCUGCGUGCGUCCGCAGAGAUGCUUGGGAAGGGAAGCUUGGGGACGGUGUAUAGGGCGGUGCUUGAUGAUGGCUGCACCGUCGCGGUCAAGAGGCUCAAGGACGCCAACCCUUGCGCCAGGCAUGAGUUUGAACAGUAUAUGGAUGUCAUUGGGAAGCUUAAGCACCCCAAUGUUGUCAGACUCAAAGCUUAUUACUAUGCCAAGGAGGAGAAGCUUCUUGUCUAUGAUUAUCUCUCCAACGGAAGCUUGCAUGCUCUUCUUCAUGGGAACCGUGGUCCGGGGAGAAUUCCGUUGGAUUGGACUACAAGAAUAAGCUUGGUGUUGGGGGCAGCGAGAGGUCUUGGUAAGAUUCAUGGAGAGUACAGUGCAGCUAAAGUGCCUCAUGGGAACGUGAAAUCUUCCAACGUGCUUCUGGACAAGAACGGCGUUGCAUGCAUCUCUGACUUCGGCUUAUCACUGUUGUUGAACCCGGUUCACGCCAUUGCGCGAUUGGGGGGGUACAGGGCCCCAGAACAGGAGCAACAGAAGAGGUUGUCGCAGCAGGCUGACGUGUACAGUUUCGGCGUGUUGCUGUUGGAGGUUCUCACGGGGAGGGCUCCUUCGUCGCAGUAUCCUUCACCGGCUCGUCCAAGAAUGGAGGAAGAGGAACAAGCGGUGGUGGACCUUCCCAAGUGGGUUCGCUCCGUUGUGAAGGAGGAGUGGACUGCGGAGGUGUUUGACCAAGAGCUUUUGCGGUAUAAGAACAUUGAGGAGGAGCUUGUGUCCAUGCUCCAUGUUGGGUUGGCUUGUGUGGUGCCGCAGCCUGAGAAGAGGCCAACCAUGGAUGAAGUUGUCAAGAUGAUUGAGGAUAUCAGGGUGGAGCAAUCGCCUCUUGGGGAGGACUAUGAUGAAUCCCGCAAUUCGCUUUCGCCUUCCAUUCCCACCACUGAAGAUGGUCUAGCGUAGGAGUGCUAAUGUUGGUAUAUAUAAGAUUAAUUUAUGUCAUAUAUUCCACUGCAGUUAUUAGCUCCUCUUCUAGUUGCAUUGUCUCUAUGCUCAUUGUUUUAAGUGUUCUUUGUAAAAUUUGUGAGUUUUGUGGAAUUCCAUUGAAUGAACGCAGCACAAGUAUUCUCUAGUUGAAUUGUACUACAAUGUACAUUUGAAGUUU